CCCGAGCAGCUUCGCGCGCGCCUCGGGGACUCCCAGGCGGCGCGGAGCAUUGUGGGGUGGCGGCGACGGCGGCGGGGCUGGGCUGGGUCGCGUUGCGUUUGGAGGGUAGGGGCCAUGGCUUCCUGGGCCGCUCUUUCGCCCAGCAUCGUGGAGUAUUUCGAGGGCGAGGACUCCUACCGCUGCGGCUAUUGCAAGAAUGAGUCGGGCAGUCGCUCCAAUGGCAUGUGGGCACAUUCAAUGACAGUACAGGAUUAUCAGGAUCUUAUAGAUCGAGGAUGGCGAAGAAGCGGGAAAUAUGUGUAUAAGCCUGUCAUGAAUCAAACAUGUUGUCCUCAGUACACGAUAAGGUGCCGACCUUUACAGUUUCAGCCAUCAAAAUCUCACAAGAAGGUUUUGAAAAAAAUGUUGAAAUUUCUGGCUAAAGGGGAAAUUUCCAAAGGAAAUUGUGAGGAUGAGCCCAUGGAGCCCACCAUGGAGGAGACUGUUGCGGGUGACUUUGCGUUAAUAAAUAAAUUGGAUAUACAGUGUGACCUUAAAACACUCAGUGAUGACCUCAAAGAGAGCUUUGAGAGUGAAGAAAAGAAGAAAGGAAAAAGCCCAAAGAAAGAAGAAUCUAAGGAAUUAAUUCAGUCACAACAUAUAGAGGAGAAGUUGGGCUCUGGUGAGCCAUCCCAUCCAAUUAAAAUGCACAUGGCUCCUAAGCCAGGCAAAGGGGCAGAUUUGAGUAAGCCUCCAUGUCGGAAAGCAAAGGAAAUCCGGAAAGAAAGGAAAAGGUUAAAACUCAUGCAGCAGAACCCAGCUGGAGAACUUGAGGGUUUCCACGCUCAAGGUGAACCACCAUCUUUGUUGCCACCAAAGGCCAAUAAAUCCAACCAGCCCAAAUCACUUGAAGAUUUAAUUUUUGAAUCUUUACCAGAGAACGCAUCACACAAGUUAGAGGUGAGGGUGGUGAGAUCAUCUCCACCAAGUUCUCAGUUCAAAGCCACAUUUCAGGAGUCUUACCAGGUCUAUAAACGUUACCAGAUGGUUAUUCACAAGGAUCCACCUGAUAAACCAACUGUGAGCCAGUUCACAAGGUUCCUUUGCAGCUCACCUCUGGAGGCUGAGAAUCCCCCUCAUGGACCAGAUUGUGGUUAUGGCUCCUUUCACCAGCAGUAUUGGCUUGAUGGAAGAAUCAUUGCUGUGGGGGUGAUUGACAUCCUUCCAUAUUGUGUCUCGUCUGUAUAUUUGUACUACGAUCCUGAUUAUUCAUUCCUGUCUUUGGGUGUCUACUCUGCAUUACGAGAAAUUGGUUUUACUAGGCAACUUCAUCAGAAAACAUCUCAACUCAGCUAUUAUUAUAUGGGUUUCUACAUUCAUUCAUGUCCCAAGAUGAAAUAUAAGGGUCAGUACAGACCUUCUGAUUUGUUGUGUCCUGAGACGUAUGUUUGGGUGCCCAUUGAGCAGUGCCUGUCUUCGCUUGAUAACUCCAAGUACUGCCGUUUCAACCAGGAUCCAGAAGCAGUGGACGAAGGUCGCAGUAAGGAGCCUGACCGUUUGCAGGUGUUCCACAAGAAAGCCAUAAUGCCUUACGGCGUUUAUAAGAAACAGCAGAAGGACCCGAGCGAGGAGGCCGCCGUGCUGCAGUAUGCGGGGCUGGUGGGGCAGGCGUGCUCCGAGCGGAUGCUGCUGCUGCGGAACUGAGGUCAUCUGCACCCCUCACCCCCUCACCCCCGCGCCCCAGGGAGGCUCCCGGCCUGCCCACAGAGGAGGCGUUUUUUAUUUUGACUCUCUGUGGCUUUUCUAGAAUAUUUUGUGGCAAUGUAUUUGUGAGAAUCUCCUGGUUAAUAUAAAGAUUUUAAAAAUAGGUUGUGACCUAGCCUCCUCGUGGGGGUUUAUCAUUUUGGAAGUUUGUUUUAUGAACAAGCUACGGUAUAAACUCCUUGUGUUAAUAUUUUGGAAAGUAAAAUGAAUAAGUGGAUCUUAAGUCAUUUAAAUCACCAUCGUGCUUUUUUUGUCAAAGAAAUUACAGCAGACUUUUCUCAGAUCCAUUUAAGACAUUAGUUUAUGCUCCAAGACUGGAAGGCUGGGGAGAAGGUGGGGUGUCGGUUUUCUCUCUUGGAAAACGUCUUCUCAAGAGAACAGAACUGUUGUUCCUCAGUGUUCAGUAUUACUGCCGAAUGUUACGUAGUUAAUAGAAAACUCAGAGAAAGAAAAUACAAACCUUAAAGAAAGGACGUCGUGUGAACAUCAGAUGUUCGUUUACCCAGGACAGCCUCCGUCAUAUCUGUUGUCUCGGCACACUUGUUUUUCCUAGUAUAAUUAUUACUCUCAAAUAAUCUUACUCUCAAAAGUAUCCCAGUUGGACAACAAAAUAUGUGAUUACCCUAGUUGUAUAUAUAUUAUUUGCUCUGUUUCUAAAAAUCUCAGAAAUGGAGGUUUUUGUAGGUUUUGUUUGGGUUUUUGGUUUUUUUGUUUUGUUUUUUGGAAAAAUGUUGGCUCCUGCCUUGACCUAAGACCCAUCAGAAGUAACUAUACACACUCCUUAGAACUCAGGACACUUGUCUUUGGUUAUUGAUUAAAAAUUAGUUAAUAUCUGACUACUUUUAUAGCUGUGCAACAAAUCAUGUUUAAUGAAGCGUAGGAAUCAUUUUGACCUCUGUUCCAGGGCAAGAGGUGGAGCAAUCCGUUUCUUGCUCUUUGAUUUGGGAGUCAGCACAUGCUAGCUCCUUGUCCUCUCACUUUCUUUUGGCCCCUCACCCAGUCAGCAAAUGUCCCUUGUCCACCCCCAUCAAGGUGGCGGGCCCUGUGCUAGGAGGAAGGAGACUCAGCAUAUUGGUUCACAGAACGGAGCUGUGUUGGAGAUGAUAAUGACAGAGGAGGGUUAGUUUCCUGUGCUCUUUCUCAGCUGACCCCCAUCUUCUGUGUCAGCAGCUUGGCCAUGGAGUUCAUCCCAUUGCCCAUUUUGCCUGUUUUCUAUUGAUCUUUUUUAAAAACCAUACUAUAAAACGUAGUACUUUGAAACCCACUACUAGUUUUAAACUUUCCUCCUAAAGGCACUGAAUUUGGGUAAGACAUUAGAAAAUAAUUUCAGUUAGCUAAAAGAGGGAUCAUAAAACAAUGAUUUUAAAAAUCACAUGUCUAGAAAUUCAACAUCCAAAUAAACUGUAUUUAUUCAUUCAGAUGGGUGUGUGUGUGUGUGUGUGUGUGUGUAACACCUGCCGUACGCAGGUAUUUUGCCAACUGAGGAUAGAGGAGUGAGGAAAGCCAUUUUCUCUGAUUGUGUGGAUUUUGCAUUCUUCUGGGAUUUUGUUCUUCAAAAUAGCCUCCCAAGAGUAUUUGAUAGGCUCUUGUUUGGAACUGCCUUCAGAACCUACAGAACUUUUUUUUCUUUCUCCCUCUAAAAUGAAGAUAGCUUAAUGUUUCUAGGUUUACAAAAUGGUACUCACUGUAAGCAAUUCAGACAUUAAUAAAACUAUAAAUAGAAUCUGAAAUUCUACCAUACCAGAGAAGGAGAGAACUGUUAUAUAUCUACACACAGACAUACAUUAAUUUGAACAUAAAUAGAAUUAUGCUGUAUACACUGCUUUGUGGACAUGCCUGAGUUUUGAAAGAAGUUUCAAAGUAGGACUUCGGAAGUGUUGUGAGUAAUCUGAGUACUAGGAAAGUCAGUGGGUUGGGUCGCAUCUUGGUACCCUUGGCAUUGGAAUGUUCACGUUGCUGCCAUCUGCAUCACACCCACUCUUAGGUCCGUGAUUGGCGGGUAGAACGGGAGCCCUGAAGAUCACAACUCUUGAGUAUCCCAUGAAAGGAAAACCUGACUCUUACAUCGUACCAUGACUCUGGUUUCCUCCUGCAGAAUUCAGUUAGGGUUCCUUCAGAGGAAAGUGAUCGAUCACAUCCUUGUCUGGGAACCGGGGUGCUGCCCCUGAGGGCAGGAUUCAAGGUUGGCUGCAGUGAACUGCCAGAGAGAACUGGGCACGAAGAUUCUUCUGCUCGGUUGCUGUAUUCAUGUGCUGCUCUUUUGGGAAUCGAUAGUGUAUUGAUCCUAAUGAGUUAAUUAUUUGUUCUUUUGCGCCCUGGCUGAGUAUUAAUAGCGUGCUAGAAAAGGACAGCAAGGCAAGUGACCCGGCUUUGCCAGUCGACGUGCAGUCUAGCUGAGAAAUCUGGUUUUAUGUUCAUGGCUUUCAUCCAAAGAAAGACACUUGAGAACCUUUCAAAGACAGUUUCUAUGUUUUCAAGGCUGGAAGCUGCGCAUUUACCCUCUUAGAGUUGUAGUUCCCUCAUGGAUGCAGGUAAAUUCACACCUGCCUCCUCGUCUCAGGAGCAGAAAUGUAAUUGAGGUUUUCCACACUGCCGUCUUUAUUUAAAUUCUUCCAGUUCUGUGAGAUUUUUUGUUAUUUUUUAAAAAUGUAAUCUGAGCACUUUUUUUAAUAUUCUAUAAAAGAGGCUAUUACCAAAUGAAUAUAUUAUUCAUUUGAUUAAAAAUUAUUUAGAUAAGAAAUUAUUACUGUUUAUCUUUGCUUUCAGACAGCGUAUCCUAUUUUUUAUCCAUUUUGCAAAAUACCUCUUGUGUGUGGUUUCUUAACAUAGCAGAACCUAUUAUGUAAAUGAACCUUUUCAGAUAUCUGAGCAGUAUGUGGUUUGAUUUUAUAGGCUUUAUACUAUUUCAGUGUGAAUAAAAAUGAGAAGGAAUAUGAUGACCAGCUAUCUAGAAAGUGUUGGUGGUUUCUAACUUUAAAGAAAAGAAGGAAGUGAAAUGGAAACAUAAUGUUUGAUCUAGAAGUUAUUCAAACGUGUAUUCUUUUCCAAAAGAAAACCAGUGACUGUAAAACAAAACAAGUCUGAUUGCAUGUGAUUUUUUUUGCUCUCGUGUAUGCCUUUUGAACAGUCCAUUUGAUAAAUCUUGAAUGAAAAAAAAAAAUAAAGCUGUUUCUAUCUGCCGUG
Molecule: messenger RNA, 4926 nt
Organism: Leptonychotes weddellii (Weddell seal)
Lineage: Eukaryota; Metazoa; Chordata; Mammalia; Carnivora; Phocidae
Gene: ATE1
Product: arginyltransferase 1
Biological process (GO): protein arginylation
Cellular component (GO): cytoplasm
Molecular function (GO): arginyl-tRNA--protein transferase activity
Source: RefSeq, a predicted model, not a curated record